AUGUCCAUGUUCAGCUCGAACCAAGUCAGGCGGUCACAGCUUUCGACGCUUCUCAAGGUAGAGGACACUGGUGAGAUGGUUCGUUCGGGAUCCUCUGAAAGUGCAGAUCUUAGGGAGGAGAGCGGAGAGAUGAAGUCCAAGGGAUAUGACUGGUUGACGGAUGAGUUCCCACUGCCAGCCAUAUCAGAAGAGAGUGCAAGUUACGAACGCAGUCGCAGCGCAUCACCAGUCAAGGGCACUCCAAGCAUUACGGAAUCAAUAAUUGAUCUAAGUUCCACAUCCACUGACGGUCGUAGCGAAAGUGAUCAGGGUGAUGAUGAGGAAUCCACGCUCCUCUUCAGUGGGAAAACAUCUAAGAUGUCAAAGCAUUCUUCUCGCCGGUCUUCAGCAUGUCGCAGUGCACCUUCUCGAAGAAGUGCUAUGGCGGAUGAUGAUUUGGAUUUCCAAAGACCAGCAUCCGCGAGGAGGUUAUCAUCUGGACGAAGGUCAAGGAGAGGAUCGGCUAGAAGGGGUUCUUCAAAAAGUGGAACCUCAAACAUUGGAUCUUCAAAGAAAGACUACGGCAAACAUGGAACUUCGGAUAAGGAAGAGGCAUCUUCAAGAUCAAGCAGUAGUGAUGAAUCAGACCAAGGUCACACAAAGUCCCCGAAACCACCCAUCCCGGCUACUCGAACCAUUUCGACAGAAGGAUCAGAAACCGACAAAACUGAUUUAACCUAUGCUACCGAUACUACGAAGAAAACAAAAUCAAAAGAAAUGGCGACAGGUAAGGAUGUGCAUACUCCAGAUCAGGAUGGGCAUAAAACAGAUCAAGAUGAGGGUAGGCCUAAACAUCGUGGAACCAUCGCUGAUCUCAAUAAAUAUCGCAAAAACUCCGAUUCAUCAAGAUCAUCAAGCAGAGACUCGAGCUCAUCUUCCGUCGGACACGCUUCCGCUUCGUCGGGAUCAAUGAUCUCUCUUUCAAAGCGUCGAAUAUUGGCAACAGCCACAGGUAUAGUUCCACGUGCACCGGCAAUGCCUAAGCAUCCAGGGGCCCGUCGACCACGGUCUCAAGCUGUUGAAUUCCGUCUCGGAGACUUCUCUGUCUUCAUCGACAAAGAGGAAAACGAUUCUACUAAAAAGAAAAGUUCUAAAAGCGGGUCAGAUAAAAAUAUCAAGCUAGAAGCUGAUCUUGUUGCUCUUAAGGUUAUACAGAAAGAACGAGAGAAGAAGAAGAAGAGAGAACUAUUAAAGCAGCAGCAGAACGCUCUGAAGAGAAAAAGAGCAAGACAAAAGCAAGCACAUUCAAGUGAUAGUACAGUUCCUGAUCGAGGAACCUUACAAGGUGGUGAUGAUGACCUAUUCAGCAAUCUUAAAAACAUAGCAAUGAGAAGACGUCGAAGGGUGGCUCCGCUUUCUAACAUUAAUAAAACAGCUCUAAAAAAACUGGAGCGGCUGCACUCUAUUUCCCUAGGUGAAAAAGAAGGGCACGAGAAAAUCAACGAUGGGAUGAUGACCAAUCGACAAGGGAAGCGGGUUGCGUACUCUCUUCUCCCAUUUGAAGACAAACUCUCUGAAGAUGACAGAAGGUUGAUGCUUGUCUGCAAUCUUCCAGAGGCGCUUGAGGUAAUGGAAGAAGGGAUGAUGGAUUCACUGGUUCCGAGACGUACACAAAUGCUUCCUGCUAUAAAAAGUCCACGACCUUAUGCUCUAAGUAUCACCAAACCACUCUUGUCUGGAUACAAUCUGGGCGAAGCUGACUUCCGCUCCAAGAAUAGGUUGCUAGUGAGUGCUGUCUUGUCCGACAAGUUUGCGGGUAGGCCUUGGAUGAAAUUUCUGGUGCGGUACGGCUACUCCAAUGAGCAACGGUAUCUGAGAUUCUGGCACGCUGCACAGGAGUAUCUGGAUGCUGCUCACCCGAUCGCUGAGAUGCGACAAAAUCUAAUGAGACAGAAACUGGCCGGUGAACUCAUCACUAAUUUUCUCCAACCUGCAGAUGAUCGCAAAGUACGGAUCGGUCGUCUGCUCACCGCAGAGCUCAGGAUCCAACUUGGGGUUGGCAACGGUGACGAGCUGCUUCUACACGCACAGGAUCUCGCCUGCGAGGCUCUGCGGGAGAUCUGGGCAGACUUCCAGAAGCACGACGUGGACAGCUUCAUCAGUAGGACGAGCGAGAGGAAGAAUGCUCAGCAGCGUGCCUAUCCACUCUACACCAGCCCGACCCUAAACUUGAUGAACAACCGCAUGGUAAAAACAACCCCUUCGGACCUCUCCGGGAAAGCUGCCCCUAAGACGCUCUCCCAGGUACUCGCCGAUGCACGCAAGACGAGCUCGAAAAAGAGUGUCGAAUGUGCCACAUUAUCGGCAAAGGCGCAGGAGUGCGGCGACCAGACAAACUCGGUAGCGCCGUACAGAAUGAUACGAGCUGUAAAGAUCUCUUCGGGGUUGCCUUUAGCAGGCUUGCCAGAUGCCGAGGUCAGUGACCCAAGUGACCCAGAUGAAGAAUCUGACGAUGAAGGGAGUCUGCGCAGAAAGAACAUGAUCGUCCUGAGAAAACGUAAAAUCAAGAGUCCACCACCGCGGGGAAAAAACAGGCCAGGCGGUAAAGACACCCAGCAGCAGACCGAAGCACACGCUCGUGCUAUGAUGGGAAGUAGCCAGGGUUACAAAUCACAAAGCACAUUCGAUCAAGAGACGACCAAGGGCGGUGUCUGUCGAGCCAUUAGGAAAGGAGGCAAAACUAUCUUCCGACCGUCAAGACCGCGGAGCUUCAUGGAGGUGCUACACGAUCAGAGCCACUUUGAGUUUUUCCGUCGCUACCUCCAGGUGGAGAUGGAUAACGAGCUUCCGCUCGCCUUCUGGCAUUCGGUGGAGCAGCUCCGCACGGGGACCUGCCGGGAUCCUAAGGUCCGGCAGGCAAAGUCUCAGGCCAUCAUCAAGAAAUACUUCAAUAAAUCCACGAACUAUGGUGCCGAUCUGGCCACGGAGGCCGACAUCAUCGCUGAUCUUCCCAAUAUGGAGAAGGUCACGCCCCAGAUGUUGAUGUCUGCGCAGACCUGUGUCGCAAAGAGCAUGGAAGAGAAAUGGUAUGCCGACUACAAGAAAUCAUAUCCCGAUGAGUCGACUGACGAUGCCAGUGAGGCCCCCGUACAGGCACAGUUUGGACAAGAAGGCAGAACGAAAUACCUGUGGAACAUGUUUAUAUCGAACGUGUGUCAAUUCAGACGAGGCUUAAUGACACCCUGGCUUUUAUCCCUCUUCAAGGAAUACCUUGGUAAAGAGGUCCUUCGAGAAAUGGAAAAACGUAGAGCGACUGGGAUAAUCACCAAGAGGAUUAUCGGCGGGAGGGCCGUCUGUGUCGACAGACUCCAGAAUGAUCUUUGUUUCUGGGCUGAAGUCGAAAGAUACAAGCAACUAGCCGACAACGCUGCCCGUGCCGCUGCAGCCGGCACAUACACGAUCGAGGAUGAGGAAUAUGUACAGCAUAAGGCAAACACAAUCAUUGAUGUCUUUCUCGCUUCAUUCGUCCCGCCGAAGGUGCAGAUUAAUAUUCCUCAAGAUACCGCAGAGGACAUCAUAGAUAACAGUCAACAUGGAAUCGUUGAACGCGGUUUGUUUCAUGAUGCAGCUCUUCAUAUCUUCACUGUUCUCCUCCACUGCUGGAAAAAAUUUACACGAGAGAGAUUAGCCUACAAGCCGUCGCCCAUGAUCGAGGAAACCACUAUCCCAGCUCCUCGGCCUCAACCCAAGAUCAUCAAGCAUCUCGUCCCUGGAGAAUUCGGCCCUCCCAGUGGGCCCCCUCCACUCAAGAAGAAGCCUAAAAUAAAGAGGAAAACCUCCACGCCCAACGUUUGUGGGGUCAAGAUCAAGACAAUCAUUGGAACUUCCGCUGAUGACCCUCCACGGAUGUCUUUCACCAUCCAAAACGGCGUCCAGCUCAUCCUCCCUCCUAAACCCCAACCCGAGCACGAAUCGAAGGAACUCUAUCGCAACCUCAUGCAAUCCCUCAUCGAUUCUGGACAUGAGGAGAGCCUGAUUCAGCUCUUUCAGCAGCCCGCAGCUCUCGGGUUAGGGCCGGCGCAACAGCGGAGGCUCAGCCGCACACUCGCCAUUCAGCUACCAGCUCUACUCAAACAAAACGCCCAUUGACAUUCGGUUUUUAGAUUCAUGCUAUCUACAGAUGAAAGGACAUUUUCUUAUUUCUUUAGAACGGUAGUGUUUUUACACAUGACAGAACAAAAACACACCACCCAACAAAGGGAACUGGUGCGGAUAUGGAACCGCGGUCAUGA
Molecule: messenger RNA, 4271 nt
Organism: Strongylocentrotus purpuratus (purple sea urchin)
Lineage: Eukaryota; Metazoa; Echinodermata; Echinoidea; Camarodonta; Strongylocentrotidae
Exons: 15
Coding region: 1-4128 (1375 amino acids)
Source: RefSeq, a predicted model, not a curated record